Paramecium tetraurelia is the source of this 726-nucleotide messenger RNA. RefSeq lists its product as uncharacterized. NCBI's taxonomy places the organism in Eukaryota, Ciliophora, Oligohymenophorea, Peniculida, Parameciidae. The record is from RefSeq and is a predicted model, not a curated record. The transcript is spliced from 5 exons.
AUGCAAUCAUAGACUAAAUUAAAGAAUCUAUAAAAAUUAUUUACUAAAACUGCAUACUCUGAUAGAUUUUUAGCAGAAGUAAAUAUUUUCUGUUUUAUUGUAGACUCGUAAAUAAAUUUUAAUUCAUCACUUAAUUUUCUUGCUCUUUUUAUUGCCAAAUAGGUGUCUGGUUCAUUUUAAAAGUAUACUGCACUCAAUUACUAAUCUCAAUUUUUUGAAAAAAACCUAAAAACUCAUGUAAACGUUAACAAAAACCAUAUGAUUUUUAAUAAAACCUAAAAAAAAGUUUUUAAUUACCUACAAAAAUCUGUGGUAUGUGUUAAAGAGAAAAUCAAUCAAGGACUGUAUGAUCAUAGCUUAGUAAAAAGUUAUCUAAAAAGAAAAAGAGAGGAUGUUUUUCGGAGGAUAUAGCUUAAACAGAAAAGACAAUAAAUUAGCGACUAUUAAAACUAGUCAUGCCUACAAUAUAACACAGUUUUAAUUCUCUAGUUGAAAUGGAAAAAACUCUCUAAAUAACUAAGAUACAAUAAACCUAAAACUCAUAAAUAAGUAUCUACACCUGACAGAAGGGAGACUUAAAAUAAGAAAUCAUAACGGUGGUUACCUGAAAAUCGAUUUAAGAAUUUGAAUACUCUUUAGAGUUCUAAACGAAAGUUAAAGGAUGUCAAGUUGAAUCAGAUUAGAUCAAAAUAAGAUUUCUUGGUUGUUGAGAAUUUUACUCCAUGA